Amblyraja radiata (thorny skate) is the source of this 722-nucleotide messenger RNA. RefSeq names its product trafficking protein particle complex subunit 3 (gene trappc3). The transcript has 5 exons. Gene Ontology annotation, biological process: Golgi vesicle transport. NCBI's taxonomy places the organism in Eukaryota, Metazoa, Chordata, Chondrichthyes, Rajiformes, Rajidae. The record is from RefSeq and is a predicted model, not a curated record. Gene Ontology annotation, cellular component: TRAPP complex. Bases 6 to 635 code for a protein of 209 amino acids.
CGCGCAUGCGUAUUUGGAGUUCCGAUUCCGGCCGACAGGUUUCUGAAGCGAGAAUCGAAGAGGCGGUUGGAAAUCGCGAAUUUGCAGGAAAAAUGUCGCGACAGACGAACCGAGGCACCGAGAACAAGAAAAUGAACUCAGAGCUGUUCACUCUGACGUAUGGAGCUCUGGUCACACAGUUGUGUAAAGAUUAUGAAAACGAUGAAGAUGUCAAUAAGCAAUUGGAUAAAAUGGGAUACAACAUUGGUGUCAGACUAAUAGAAGAUUUUUUAGCACGUUCUAAUGUUGGAAGAUGUCAUGAUUUCCGUGAAACUGCAGAUGUCAUUGCAAAGGUUGCAUUUAAAAUGUACCUGGGUGUUACUCCAAGUGUGACCAACUGGAGCCCAGCAGGAGAUGAGUUUUCAUUGAUUCUGGAAAAUAAUCCUCUUGUGGAUUUUGUGGAAUUGCCUGAUAACCACUCCAGUUUGAUCUACUCAAAUCUACUGUGUGGAUUGUUGCGAGGAGCAUUGGAAAUGGUUCAAAUGGCGAUUGAUGUGAAAUUUGUCCAAGAUACACUCAAGGGUGACAACGUGACAGAAAUUCGAAUGAAAUUCAUUAAAAGGAUUGAGGAAAAUCUCCCAGCUGGAGAGGAAUAGCAUUUCUAAGUAUUUUACUGGACAGUAAGACGCUGUAGAUAUUCUGUCAAUUAUAUAGAUCGUUGCAGUGCAAAUUUACUUUAUUGG